UCACGUGCACGGUAGGCCCCGCCCGGGUCCUGCCCACUCCGUCCCUGAGAUUCCUGCGGUCGCAGCUCCCGCCAGGUCUGGAGACCCCGAGCCUCCGCGUCCGCUCUGCGAAAAGUCUGUGUCAGGCCAGACCCCCCAGCCUGGACAUGGCACCAGACACCUGCUGCUGUGCUCCUGCGGCCCUGCGGAGAAGGCUGCCCAUCCUGGCCUGGCUGCCUGGCUACUCUCUGCCCUGGCUGAGGAUGGACCUCAUCGCCGGGCUGUCCGUAGGACUCACAGUCAUCCCCCAGGCGCUGGCCUAUGCAGAAGUGGCUGGACUCCCGCCCCAGUACGGCCUCUACUCUGCCUUCAUGGGGUGCUUCGUGUAUUUUUUCCUGGGCACCUCCCGGGACGUGACCCUGGGCCCCACGGCCAUCAUGUCCCUCCUGGUGUCCUUCUACACUUUCCGAGAGCCUGCCUAUGCCCUGCUGCUUGCCUUCCUGUCUGGCUGCAUCCAGCUGGCCAUGGGGCUCCUGCAUUUGGGGUUCCUGCUGGACUUCGUCUCCUUCCCUGUCAUUAAAGGCUUCACUUCUGCUGCUGCCGUCACCAUUGGCUUUGGACAGAUCAAGAACCUGCUGGGACUCCGGAACAUCCCCCGGCAGUUCUUCCUCCAGCUGUACCACACCAUCGUCCACAUCGGAGACACCAGGGUGGGCGACGCCGUCCUGGGGCUGGCCUGCAUGGUGCUGCUGCUCCUGCUGAAGCUGAUGGGGGAACGCAUGCCUCCUCCCCAUCCCGAGACGCCCUGUGGUGUCAGGUUCAGCCGUGGGCUGGUGUGGACUAUCACGACAGCUCGCAAUGCCAUGGUGGUCUCCUUUGCGGCCCUGAUUGCCUACUCCUUCGAGUUGAUGGGAUACCAUCCUUUUAUUCUGACUGGAAAGAUAGCUGAGGGGCUCCCUCCCGUGCGGGCCCCACCCUUCUCGGUGACCACGGACAAUGAGACCAUCUCAUUCUCCGAGAUGGUCCAGGACAUGGGGGCCGGACUGGCUGUGGUGCCUCUGAUGGGCCUUCUGGAGAGCAUUGCUGUGGCCAAAGCUUUUGCGUCCCAGAAUAACUACCGCAUUGAUGCCAACCAGGAGCUGUUGGCCAUCGGACUCACCAAUGUGCUAGGCUCCUUCGUCUCCUCUUACCCUGUCACUGGCAGCUUUGGGCGGACAGCGGUGAAUGCCCAGUCUGGGGUGUGCACCCCGGCAGGGGGCCUGGUGACUGGCGUGCUCGUGCUGCUGUCUCUGGACUACCUGACUUCACUCUUCUACUAUAUCCCCAAGUCUGCCCUGGCCGCCGUCAUCAUCAUGGCUGUGGCCCCGCUCUUUGACGUCAAGAUCUUCCGGACACUCUGGCGUAUCAAGAGGCUGGACCUGCUGCCGCUCUGCGGGACGUUUCUGCUGUCCUUCUGGGAGGUCCAGUAUGGCAUCCUGGCUGGGACCCUGGUGUCUCUGCUCAUUCUCCUGCACUCCACAGCUAGGCCCAGGACCCAGGUGUCAGACGGGCAAAUUCUUGUUCUGCAGCCGGCCAGCGGCCUGCACUUCCCCGCCAUUGAUGCCCUCCGAGAGGCAAUGACGACCCGGGCGCUGGAAGUGUCCCCGCCACGCCACGCCGUCCUGGAGUGCACGCAUGUCAGCAACAUAGACUACACCGUGGUUGUGGGACUCGCUGAGCUCCUGGAGGACUUCCAGAAGCAAGGCGUCGCCCUGGCCUUCGUCGGCCUACAGGUGCCCGUGCUGCGCACACUGUUGGCCGCUGACCUCAAGGGAUUCCAGUAUUUCACCACUCUCGAGGAGGCUGAGAAAUUCCUGCAGCAGGAACCAGGGACUCAGGCCCACAACAUCCCUGAAGACUCGGUCCCAGAGCACAGGGCCUCCCUGCUGAAGCCCCAGUCGGAGCCCUGAAGGGCGGCUGGUGCAGCAAGGGUCUCUAGAAGGUUCUCUAACUGUGGCUGAUGUUCAUGUCACCUUCCUGGUGGGACCACAUGGCGGCUCUGGGGAGAGCAGGGAGCGAAGUGAUUCCCAGGUGUCACUUUCCCGCUGUCCCCUAGGUGUGAGUGUUCGAGAAGGGGGCUGGAGAGCAUCUUCCAGAGAGAGCACAUGAGGCAGGAGGACCCCUGGCUUCCGGCCUGGGCUGGCAGGAUAAGCUGUUGUUUUCCACAUCCCGGAUUCCUCUUUGGAAUCAGGCCCUGCUGCAGAUGGGCGGGAGAGACAGUCCUGUCAGAGAAGGUGGGCGUCUGAGCUGAAGAGGGGCCCCCAGGGUGCCACAAAGUCAAUUCUGUUUAACAUUGGGUGUUUUAAAGUGGAAGACAUCACUUUGGUGUUUCUGCAAAACAAAACAAAACAAAAAAAUAUUAAUCCUUGUUAAACAAAUCCAAGAACUCAUCUGCCCCAGGCAUUGUCCUUUUCAUCUGCGGUUCCUCCCUGCCCAGGACAACGUGUGUGUGCCUGUCAGUGCACACGUGGUGACCGUCUCAGGCCAAGAGCCAAGUCACUACACCAACGUGCUUUGUAAACUGUCUCCAUGCGCUCAUUUACUGUCAAUUAUUUAUUGUGAUGAUCAAUGGCAUUAAAUACAAGAUUUUUUAUUUA
This is a messenger RNA of Psammomys obesus (fat sand rat), 2615 nucleotides long. It is a transcript of the gene Slc26a11, whose product is annotated as solute carrier family 26 member 11. Lineage: Eukaryota; Metazoa; Chordata; Mammalia; Rodentia; Muridae. Gene Ontology annotation, molecular function: secondary active sulfate transmembrane transporter activity. Gene Ontology annotation, biological process: transmembrane transport. Bases 147 to 1928 code for a protein of 593 amino acids. Gene Ontology annotation, cellular component: membrane. The transcript is spliced from 17 exons. The record is from RefSeq and is a predicted model, not a curated record.